This is a messenger RNA of Osmerus eperlanus (European smelt), 3249 nucleotides long. RefSeq names its product MALT paracaspase 2 (gene malt2). Bases 328 to 2772 code for a protein of 814 amino acids. NCBI's taxonomy places the organism in Eukaryota, Metazoa, Chordata, Actinopteri, Osmeriformes, Osmeridae. Gene Ontology annotation, molecular function: cysteine-type endopeptidase activity. The transcript has 17 exons. Gene Ontology annotation, biological process: proteolysis. The record is from RefSeq and is a predicted model, not a curated record.
AAAUACAGAGAAGAGGAACAAAAAUGAGGCAAGCUGAAUGCAGAUUAUAGUUCGAGUCGCUAUAGACUGGCACAAACUGGAGACCAUUUUAUAACAUAUUUUUUUAGAAGUUAUUGUGGUUAUUUUACAUGUGCUGUUCCGACCUCUUCCUUUUGAUAAGCACCGCAGCUAACCUUUUCUGUAUCAUUCAUCGGAAACUUCGUCUGAACGGAAACUGGUCCUGCAAUAGAAGUUGCCUCUAACGUUUUGAAGUCGAGAAAAUUAAUUCACGUUUUGGUUUACAUUCCGGAAGCAGUUGAAUACAGCGGACAGAGCGGACGCUGAGAGAUGUGUGACUGGAAUAUAGGCCUUGGGACCUUGAGUGAAGAAGCUCUCAGCAGAUUAGCACAUCUGCUAGACAACUCAGACUGUGGAUGGAGACAGUUGGCCAGUAUGGUCACUGAGCAGCCUCGGUAUCGCUGCAGUGAGAAGGAGAUGACGAGCUGCUCGCUCCAGGUGCUCAGCCCCACAGGCAGUCCCGGACGCUUCCUCCUGGCCAUGCUGUGGGACCGCUCCUGCCCCCUGGGCUUCCUGUUGCACUGCCUGAAGAAGAUGGACCACCAGGACGCUGUCCAGUACCUCACUACCACAGUGACGGAGCAGAUUCGUGUGACGUUGCAACCUCAGUCCCAGCAUGCGUCCGAGGGAGCCAGGGUGGUGCUGUUGUGCCGGGCCACCGGUCCUGCGGGACUAGCCUACCGCUGGUUCAGAGGGAAAGAUGAGAUCAUUGGUGGGUGGGGUCCAGAACUGGUCCUGAGCCCUCUGACCUCUGCCCACCAGGGCUACUACAUCUGCAGGGUCAACCACGGAGACAGCUGCGUGUUCUCUCAGUGGGCCCAGGUCCACCUGGCUCGGCCCACCGGGACAAGCUCAGGUGGCAGCAGCAGUUUCUUCCUGUCGGCGACCAGCGGCCUGCAGAUCGUGCAGCAGCCCCGGGCCCAGGUGCUGUCCGAGGGGGAAGCUCUGGGUCUGGAGUGCCUGGCCGAGGCCAAUCCUCCAGCCCAGUACCAGUGGUACCACAACAAGAAGCCCCUGAGUCAGCCCCAGGCCCAGACAUGCUCACUCAGGAUCCAAUGUGUGACCACUGCAGAUAGAGGCCAGUACAGCUGCAAGGUGUUUAACCUCUACCACGAGAUGUGGAGCGACCAAGUCCACGUCAACAUUGGCCCCAGUUUUGCGUCAGAGGCCUCCUGGGCAGAAGUGGGUCACAGCUCAGCCACUCCUGGCCCUGACAGACAGACAAGCACUUUUUAUGCCACCGACAAGGUGGCGCUGCUGAUGGGCAACAUGAACUACCAGCACCACCGCCAACUGCGGGCGCCCAUGGCGGACGUGCACGAGCUGACCAACCAGCUGCGCCAGCUGGACUUCAAGGUCGUGUCCCUGCUGGACCUGAGCUGGCAGGAGAUGCACAGCGCCGUCAUGGAGUUCCUUCUGUUGCUGGACAAAGGGGUCUACGGCUUGCUGUACUUCGCAGGCCACGGCUAUGAGAACUACGGGAACAGCUUCAUGGUGCCCAUCGACGCCCCGGCCUCCUACACAUCGGAGCACUGCCUGUGGGUCCAGGACAUCCUCCAGAAAAUGCAGGAGAAAGAGACCGGCCUCAACGUCUUUCUCCUGGACAUGUGCCGCAAGAGGAACCUGAAUGAUGACGUCAUUCAACAACCGGGCCCGCUGAAAGUGACGGCAAACAUAGUGUUUGGUUACGCCACGUGCGUGGAUGCAGAAGCCUUUGAAGUGAACAAAGAUGACCUUUCCAAUGGCAUCUUCAUCAGCUACCUCAAACAGCGUCUAUGUGAAGAUGAGAAGGUCACUGUGAUGCUUGACAGAGUGGCCGAGGACAUGGGGCGCUGUGCGAUCACGCGCGGGAGGCAGGCUCUGGAGCUACGCAGCAACCUGUCAGAGAGGAGGGCCCUCACGGACCUCAUCCAGGGCUCCACCUGCCCUGCCGCCGCGUCUGCUCGCAACAUGCACUGGGCCAUCGCACACGUGCUUCCAGAGAGCCGUAACUUGCAGUUUGACUGUGGAGUGAAGGUGCAGCUGGGCUUCGCUGCGGAGUUCUCCAACAUCAUGAUCAUCUACACCAGGAUAUUAGAGACACCUAAGGACAUCUCUUACUGCUCUGCUCACGUCACUGACUUACCAGAGGUUUUGGACAUUGAUGUGAAGAGGAGCAACCAUGCGAGCCUGCAGGAAGCAGGCAGCUUGCUUCUGACCAUGGACCCCAUGCUGAGCCCAGAGCUACCCAGCCUCUACACCCGCAUCAAGGACCUGCAGAGACUGAAGAUGGAGCUGACCUUCACAGUGUGUCUCCAGUACCAGUACUCCAACUUGGACGAGGAGGUCGAAGAGCGGCAGGAGAUCGCCGUGGGCAAACCCCUCGUCUCCAAGCUCAACCUCUACGAGCCGCGGCUCCACUCCGCCUCCUCAGACCUGCUUUCGUCCUGCAGCUUGCCCGAGUCCUCCUCCUUCCUAGAAGGCUUAGGGCCGAGCUACCCCGGCUCUGAGACCUCGUCCAUUGGCUCAACCUCGACUUCCUGGUCGUACUUCCCCCAAUCAGGAGAUUUUCUCUCGCCAUCCACCAAUAGAGUUAACCAACCAGAAGAGACAGACAGUCCUGACAUGUUGGACAGUAAUGCCCCCCAGUCUCUCACCACCAGCAAGAGCUUGCCUCAUGGCCAUGUUGACGAUACAUACCAGUUCAGCGACAUGCGCAACUUCCAUUCCUGUUGAUCGGUCAAAACAUAAUUUCCAUUAGUUCUGUUUGCUUCUGUUACUUCUGUGACCUAUGUUGUGAACUUAAUGUUUUCCAUUUUCAGUGGUACACACCUUUACUUUUUCACCCUGAAUGCAUUAACUUAUUGUGCAACAUACACCAAACAUAUUCUGUGAACUUUCCUGCAAUGUUUGUGUAUAUACCGAUAGUCACCAUUUGUGCCUUUAUAAAUGUGUUUGUAAAAGCACUGGAAGUGGAAUGAGACACACAUAACAAAAAAACAAGUUUAUUUAUUUUGACAAUGUUGAGUGCAUUAGGUUAUCCCUGGCUGGGGAGCAGGCGGGUAAGGCUGAAUGUUAUAUUUCCAGGCUGCCCCUGUAGGUGGUCCAAACUAAAGACUACAACCAUAUGGUUCUUAGCUUCAACUGUGAAUGUGAUAUUUUUUGGUUAAACCUUUGGUUUGAUUAAACCCUAAUCUUUUCUCAGUUGUAAAU